Molecule: messenger RNA, 888 nt
Organism: Cladophialophora immunda
Lineage: Eukaryota; Fungi; Ascomycota; Eurotiomycetes; Chaetothyriales; Herpotrichiellaceae
Exons: 2
Coding region: 239-595 (118 amino acids)
Source: RefSeq, a predicted model, not a curated record
CGACACAUCUUUACCAACUUCGUAUGCUCAGACUUGCGUCACGGAUUUCUUCGCCGGCGCUGACACUCGGUGUCGUCAUGGUUCACACGGACUCGGCCAGAGUGCGCGCGAUGCUGCAAAGCUUGCCCGACUGAUUUAUGCCUUCCCCCUGCCUCGCAUUUUUUGCUCUGUGCCAAACUAAUUCUCCAUCACCCUGUUCGCACUCGACGAUAACCUGGUGAAGCCUGCCUAUAACAAGAUGACCGACCGAACGCAAGGCAAAACUCACGAGGCCGUAGGCGAUGUGAAAUCCGUUUUGAAGGGAGUCAAGGGCCUGGGAGACACUAUCCGUGGCUCGGUCAACGAGUCGAUCGAUACAGCCUUCAAUGACCGGGAGGGAGAAGUCAAAAACAAAGCGGUCAAGGAGAAGGGAGAGGCAGACAUACAGCGGGCUGAUCAACGCUUCGGAGGAACGACCACUUCAGGAACAAGACAUGCAGCAGGGGGCACAACCACUGGCGCAGGUGCGCAUUCUGGAGGUGUUGGGAAUAUGAGCAGCACUGUACCCCAAACAGGUCUUGGUGGUGAACCAACGACGACCAGGGAGAGAUUCUGAGUUCAUGAAGGAUGGCAAAAGAUGUCUUAUCCAUUGAUUGGUCAAGCAGAUGAUCGAGUCGCGACGGCUGAUAUGGCAACUCCCAACAUACAGAGACCUGGUCUGGUGAGCUUGGAGCCACGAAGCACGCCGAACUGUCCCUUUGCCUGUAACAGGAAAAAACCAAAGUGUUCAGAGAACGCAGAACCCCUUCCAACGCAUUGCAACGCGGGACUUGGCGAGAUGAAUCUCUAUCAGUGCAUCCCACGUUCCUUAGUCCUCCCCCUUCGACUCGUGAUUCACUUCUAGUGUUG